UCGGAUUGAGAUAAAGAGCAUCAUUUCCUGCCAGUCGGUUUAUAAUACAUCAUCAGCUUACUGCACUGCUAUUUUUAAUUAAAAUGAAGUUGACUCCUGCAUUGGUGAUUUUUGCAAUCUUGGCGCUUCCAUGGGCAGAAUGUAUCAGUCUUUGCCCGCAAAUCUGGGGCAAAGUUCCGUUUGAUGCUUCAAAAUUUGCUGGCGAUUGGUAUGUGUUGGCGUACAAAGGUGACCCAGCGCUGCCGGAGAAAAAGUGCGCCAAAAUCAAGGUUGAGGUUGGCCAGCAGGAUGGAAGGACAACGAUUGUGUAUAAAUUUCACUACCAACAGGCCGACGGAGAUAAAACCGCAGAGUUCUUCACUCAGGCGCUGCGACCAACAGAUCCGUCAACCGGAUUUGGUGUUUUCGUAAAGACCAACUAUUGGGAAAGUCUAACAAAAACCGGUAUUGUGGCAACAGACUAUGAAAAUUUUGCCCUGGUCAUGGCCUGCGGGCCUUUGUUUGACAUUCAGCGUCGAUCUUUCGGCCGCCAGAUUUACGCCAACAUUCUCGGUCGUGGCGUAGACUCAAUUCCCCCAGCAACAAUGACUGCCCUCAAGAACGUUCUCAGCAGCUACGACAUCGACUUGGACACCCUCAGACACGUGGACAACUCGUCUUGCUGAGAUGAAUGUCUUUUUAUUUUUAAUUAAUCUUGUCAAAUUGGAAUUCCAACACUCAAGGUGUCAUGAAAAUUAAAUUGAAACCGAGCGAACCUUGUUGCAUUAAAACAAAAAACAACAGCAAAAAAAAAAAGAAAAAGUUGAAAAAUGUUUUUUCCAAAUUAUCAGCAGACCGCAGGUCGCCUUUUGGGGUCAGUUGUCCGUUGUCCUUAAAUUUUUUAUCGUUGCAACGAAGUUCACCUGGUUUAAUUUUCGUUGUUUUGUCAAAGUCCACUUAUUUUCGUAUUUAAUGUUACGACCUCGCGUGCUUUAUCUUCACCUGGCGACCCUUUUCAAGUUUUCUUCCUACCGCCUGCGCGCUCUUAAAUUUUGAUAAGAAAAAGUAGCGUUCUUUAUAUAAAUACAAUGUGGCCAAUUUUUCCCCACACUUUGGACGGAAACCUCAACGAUGGCGGUCUUCUUGUGCGCGGUGUUAACUUUGAUUUGUUUCCACUCAGCAAAAUCCACUGAAAUAAUUCAGGAUCUGAGUUCGCAGUCUGUAAAAUGGACUUUCGAGAGUCAAAAUAAAAGUAAGUUGUGCAGUGAAAACGAAAAAUUAGUUCUAUUUUAUUGUUUUAAUUCAGCGGUGUCUGGUGAAGCGAUUGUACCGGGCGGAAUUUUCAAUGAUUUGCAAAAGGAGGGAGUUUUAGGGGAUGAGCUUUUUUACAGAUUUGGAGACACGGAAAACCGAUGGGUCAGCAGGGAUAAUUGGACUUUUCACACAGAAUUUAAUACAUCUGAAGACAUUCUGAAAAGUGCGAAAACAAAUUUGGUUUUUGACGGAAUCAAUUCUGUAGCGGAUGUGUUUUUUAACGGGAAAAAACUAUGCGGGUGCAAAAACAUGUUCACCAGAUUUGUGUUUCCAAUAACUGAUAUUUUGAAGAAGGAUGGCUCAGUCAAUCAACUCAUGGUCAAAUUCCAAUCGACCAUUGCAUACGCCGCACAGCAGUACAACAAAACUCCGACAAAGCCCUCGUGCGUGCCCCCUUAUUUCCACGGAGAAUGCCACGUGAACAUGGUCAGGACCAUGCAGGCCUCCUUUGGAUGGGACUGGGGACCAGCCCUGCCCUCGCAAGGCCUUUGGAAAACAGUUUAUUUGGAAGGAGUGACAUCGGUGGCCAUCCAGGAUGUUAAGUGUUUGAUUUCUUUGGAGGCAAAGGAGGAAUUUUGGAAGGUUGACGUGACCGCGUUUCUGGACGUGAGCGAAAGGGGCCCCGAAACAGUUGACGUGGUUGUUUCGUUAGUUGCCAAGGAUGGGAAAAAAGUGGUGUCUGAAAGCAAUAAAGUUACCAUCGAAGGAGGAGAUGAGCCAAAUGUUAAAACUGUGCUCUCCGUACCAAUAGAAUUGGUAGACAUGUGGUGGCCAAAUGGAAUGAACAAAAGCCAGCCACUUUACGAAAUUUCCAUUGCUCUGAAAAAUGCAGAUGAAAUUCUGGUAGAAAAGAAAACACGCAUCGGCUUCCGAACCAUAGAACUUAUCCAAGUUCCGGUUGUGCGAGAAGAUCCUGAAAAAGGUCUAACGUUUUACUUUGAGGUCAACGGCAGGCCGAUUUUCGCAAAGGGUUCUAAUUACAUCCCUAGCCACGUUUUGCCGGAAAAAGGUACCGAUCCAAAGGUGGCUGAGCAUCUCUUGCGCUCUUCAGCCGAGGCGGGAUUCAAUAUGUUGCGAGUGUGGGGCGGUGGGGUUUACGAAACCGACUUUUUCUAUGACUUGUGCGACGAGUUGGGAAUCAUGAUCUGGCAGGACUUCAUGUUCGCCAAUUCUUUGUACCCAGUGGACGAGGAAUUCUUAAGCGAGGUCACUCGAGAAGUGAAAGGAACCGUCAGGCGCCUUCAGCACCACCCUAGCCUUGCACUCUGGGCAGGAAACAAUGAAAUGGAAGGCGCUGUUCAAGAUAGCUGGUGGGACUCAAGUGAAAACGCAAAAGAGAAUUACAAAAAGCUAUUUGGGCACGUGAUUCGCGAUUUGGUGAUGGAAGAGGAUCCGUUAACUCCUUUCGUCGUGUCCAGUCCUACUAACGGUCUAAAAACAGACGAAGAUGGAUUCCUUCCUGAAAAAAUCACAGCGUGGAGCGGAAUAUAUGGAGACACUCACGUCUAUCAAUAUUCUUCCUCCGUUGAUUUGACUAACUCGAGCAUGUACACGAUCGCUCGGUUUGUUUCCGAAUACGGCUACCAAUCUUUCCCGUUUCUGCGAACUUUGCAAAAAGUGACCGAGAAGGAAGAUUUGUCGAAUUUCGACAGCGCAUUUCUCAACACCAGGCAACACCAAAGUGGAGGCACAAAUAGAGUUUUCUCCCAAACUGCAACGAUUCUCAUGCCGCACAACCAGAACUCUGAAUAUAAGAAACCGGAACAUUUCGAGAAAUUCGUCUUCCUCACGCAGCUAUCUCAAGCAAUCGGUACAGGCGUCGAGGCUCUAAAACACCGAAGGUUGAGGAAUUUCUUCAAUCCUAAAACCGGAAUAGGACGAACCAUGGGUUCCAUGUAUUGGCAACUAAAUGAUAUUUGGGCUGCACCUUCUUGGGGUGGAAUUGAUCACGAAGGAACGUGGAAAAUGCUGCACUACCACAUGGCGCACAUUUUUGCCCCAGUUGCAAUUUCUGUAGACCACGAAAAGUACGCAGAUCACUUGAUUAUUUACGCGAUUUCUGAUCUGCUUGAGGAUUUGCACAACGUCCAACUGGAGUUGAAUGGUUACAAGUGGGGACAAUUAGAGCCCGUCAAAACCAGAGUAGUCAAAAUUGAAACAAUGCAAAACUUAAGUGCUGCGGCCGUAUUGGAGGGAGGUGUGAGAAAUCUGCUAGAAAUGGAUCCAAUCAAGGACACUGUAAUCACGCGUGAUCUGUUUUUAACGAUCCAGUUGAAAGACGAAGAGGGAAAAGAUCUAACUGGGCCUUAUUUCCACCCCGUAUAUAAAUUAAAUGAAAUUAACUUCCAAACAAAACCGACAUUAAAGAUUGAGAAAGUAGUCAAAAGUGAAACAGCUAAAGAAGACUAUUCAUCACAUUAUCUGGCAGUUUUUGAUAUUGAAAUCACCACUGACGAACCGACCCCCUACGUUUGGCUGGACGCCGGAGACGUUAGGGGACGGUUUUCGGACAAUGGCUUCAUCCUAGCCCAGUCUGAAAAAACAAUCCAGUUUUUCGCUUUGCAGGACUUGGACGAAAAACAUCUUUGGGACACUUUAAGCAUCUAUUCUUACUUCCAUGCUAUACAAUUGGAUUAAUAAUUAAUUGGCAGCUUUAAUAAUUUGAAAAGAGUAAAUUUCAAUCAGAUCAGCACAAAUAAAUAUAUCAAUCAAUUGGAUUAAAGAUUU
Molecule: messenger RNA, 4020 nt
Organism: Neocloeon triangulifer
Lineage: Eukaryota; Metazoa; Arthropoda; Insecta; Ephemeroptera; Baetidae
Product: beta-mannosidase-like
Exons: 16
Coding region: 1111-3930 (939 amino acids)
Biological process (GO): carbohydrate metabolic process; glycoprotein catabolic process
Molecular function (GO): beta-mannosidase activity
Source: RefSeq, a predicted model, not a curated record